AUGCGUCACAAAUGUCGGAUGCAGACGCUGCACGCUGCAUCUGCAUCCUACAGUUGUGACGUGGCAGAUGAAUGCUGCAACUUCAUCCAGCAUUUCCAUCUCCAGUUGACUUAUGACUCUGAUCCAUGUACUUUUCUCUUACAGGAAAGAGAUAUCAAAGAACAUAUUGAGACAUCGGAUUAUGUGACUGAAGGAUUCAACUACAUCAAGCUCAGUUUGCCAGUUUGCCCAGUGUCUGUUGAAAAGGCCGGUUAUGUAGAGGAUGUAGAGUGCGGCAAUACCCUGUUUGUACAGGAAGAGAUCAGACCAGUCCCUCUGCUGAUUCCUACAGACAUAAGAUGUGAUGGCUUGCGUUGUCCAAUUCCAUCUAUAGAGAGUCAGCUCACUAACCGAGAGCCAGAGCUGAGUAGUGCCAUCAUUCAGGAGUUCCAGCUAAUUGUGCCUUAUAUUGAGACCCUCAUCAGCGAUACUGAGAAUGGCACUAGUGUGAAAGGAAUCAUUUUGGGCUUCUUGUUACCAGAAAUCUUUGCCUUUCUACUGGAAUUCUGUUAUGGACACUGGUCCAGCAGAAAGAAGGCAGAAAAGGAAAAAGAUGAGGCCCCUUCUGAGAGAGAGAAGGAAGGGCCACAACGUCCUGCUCUAACCCAUGAUAACAUGGAGGAAGAAUUUGGAGGCACUAAGAAAAAGAAAAAACAACGCCACUCUGAGACUCAUGAUCACCAAGGCUCAGAGAAACCAAAGAGCAGUGAAAGAAUAACGGCAGAAGAGGAAACGGAAUUAAAGCAGCUUUUGCAACAGUUCAUCUGCCAAUGCUUGGAAGGAGAUUUCUAAGGAGAAGACAUAAGGAGAAGUGGGUUGGAGGGAGGAAAAAACUUCUCCAGAUUUAACAUUUUUCAUACAGAAUGAAUUUUUUAU
Molecule: messenger RNA, 915 nt
Organism: Xenopus laevis (African clawed frog)
Lineage: Eukaryota; Metazoa; Chordata; Amphibia; Anura; Pipidae
Exons: 5
Coding region: 1-831 (276 amino acids)
Source: RefSeq, a predicted model, not a curated record